Monosiga brevicollis MX1 is the source of this 1849-nucleotide messenger RNA. RefSeq lists its product as uncharacterized. Bases 1 to 1506 code for a protein of 501 amino acids. Lineage: Eukaryota; Choanoflagellata; Craspedida; Salpingoecidae. The record is from RefSeq and is a predicted model, not a curated record. Gene Ontology annotation, biological process: cell motility. Gene Ontology annotation, cellular component: motile cilium; microtubule; Golgi apparatus. Gene Ontology annotation, molecular function: small GTPase binding; microtubule binding. The transcript is spliced from 9 exons.
AUGCAGUUGUUUCCCGCUUUUCUUUCUUUUUUUUCGAGUGGCCUUGUUGGUGUCGCCGUUGUGCUUGCCAAGAAGAAGAAGUCAGGCAAGGCCAAGCAGCCUGCCGCCAAUGAUGCUGCGGGCGCUGGGGAUCAAGAUGAUCUCCAAGGGCUCUCCCCGGACGAGAUGCAAGCCACCAUCAUUCGACUACGCGAAGAGGUGAAUAAGGAGCGCGAGGAGCGCAACUAUUUUCAGCUCGAACGCGACAAGAUCAACACGUUCUGGGAAAUUACCAAGAAGCAAUUGGCCGAAGCCCGCGCAGAAAUGCGGAACAAGGAUCGUGAGCUUGAGGAAGCCGAGGAAAAGCAUGCCGUGGAGAUCAAGGUCUACAAGCAAAAGGUGAAGCAUCUGUUAUAUGAGCACCAGAACCAAAUCGCAGAGCUACGGACAGAAGCUGCGCUCGCCAAGAAGCUGGUGCAAGACGAGUUGCGGGAGGAAGCAGCCGGCCUGCGCAAUGAAAAGCGUUCUUUGCGCGUGGAGCUGAAGGAGCUGCAGAUCAAUCAGCACCGUUCAUCACAACAUCAACGAUUGGACCAUGAUCGUGAUAAAACCCAGCUCUAUGAUCAGAUGCGACAGCAAGCACAGGACAUCCGGCGCAAAUACGAGCAGCAGCUAGAUCAUUUGCGCCGUGACCUCGACCUGCAGCGCCGUGUGGAGGUGCACGAGAUUGAGGAGCGCAAGAAUCUGCAGAUUACUGCACUCAUGCGCCAACAUGAGCAAGCCUUUGGUGACAUUAAAAAUUACUACAAUGAUAUUACCCUCAAUAACCUCGCCCUCAUCAAUUCUCUUAAGGAGCAGGUUGAGGGUAUGCGCACCAAGGAGCAGCGCACGGAAAAGCUCAUGGCAGAGCUGGUGUCAGAGAAUCGUCGCUUGAUUGAGCCAUUGAAGGCAGCCGAGGCGCGAGUGGUCGAGCUUACCAAGUCACUCGAGAAGCUCGAACACGACCGCGAAGCCUUGCGCUCUGCCAAGGUGCAGCUCAAGCUCAAGGAGGAUGAGCUGAAGCAGCUUUCUUGGGAGAACGAGGUGCUGCGCCAGCGCUUUCAGACGGUCGAGACGGAACGCGACGAUCUGUACGAUCGCUUUGUGCGCUCCAUCUACGAAGUGCAGCAGAAAACUGGCUUCAAGAAUCUGCUCCUGGAGAAGAAGUUGGAGACUCUUCAUGCCGAAUUGGAGACCAAGGAGGCACAACUUAACGAGGUGUUGGCAUCAAGCAGCCUCGAUCCCACAGCUGUAGCCGUGGUAACUCAGCGACUGGAGGACAUCAUGGAGUCGAAGAACGCCAUGAUCAAGUCGUUGCAGUUUGAGCUGGCGCGGGUCGCCAAGAUGCACAAUGAGACAGUGUCGGCCGUCAAGGUCAAGCUCAAUGAGGCUGGGUUGCCCAUCGAGGAACUGGGGUUUGAUUUGAAGGAUCUGUCGCUCAAGCAAGAUUUGGGUCGGGCGCCAGGUGGUCUGAGCACCAGCGCCUAAACUUGGGCGUUCUUGCUUUUGCUGUUUCUGAUGGUUUUUAAUCUGGUCUCUUUUCCACCGUUGUUGCUCUAACACGGAGCGGCCUUUGGAAUGUGGCCGACUUGCGCCCUCUGCUUCCAGACAUUGGGUUGACGCGUGCGUGUUGAGUGUAUCUGUGUUGUUGGACCUCCUAGAGGCAACACGAGUGUCCGACUUUGCGUGCUCGUUCUUGUCGUUGGAGUAUUACUCUGAUCGAUUGCUCCAUAAUCAACCCUGCCUGUGAGAUCAUGGGUCUGGCACAGUGCAGCUGUUGCCCAGCGUGUUUCUUUAGUAUUUUUGUUGUCAAAAUUGACAGUGACAUUGA